This is a messenger RNA of Bicyclus anynana (squinting bush brown), 717 nucleotides long. Its product is annotated as NADH dehydrogenase [ubiquinone] 1 alpha subcomplex assembly factor 2. Gene Ontology annotation, cellular component: membrane. Lineage: Eukaryota; Metazoa; Arthropoda; Insecta; Lepidoptera; Nymphalidae. The transcript is spliced from 4 exons. The record is from RefSeq and is a predicted model, not a curated record. Gene Ontology annotation, biological process: mitochondrial respiratory chain complex I assembly. The coding region runs from base 147 to 596 and encodes 149 amino acids.
AUCAAAAACGAAACGAAAAUAAAAUAUUAAACAACGUAUGAAAUUGAUUUUUAUGUCCUUAUUUAAUUGUUUUCUCUUUAAUAUGCGUUCCUGAGGUAUUAAUUGAUACUACAUCUAUUUAGUGUGAUAGGUUUAUUGAGGAAAAGAUGUCCAAUGGCGAAUACAGACACGUUUGGCGAAUAGUCAUCAGGAACUUCAUUAAUUCCUUGAAGCCAAGGCAAAUUCAAGGGAAUCAUAUAGGUAAGGAUUAUAUAGGGAAUAUGUACUAUGAGAUACCAGCAAAUCCUAGUGCUGGCAAGAGGAAGGCAUCACGGUGGUACGACCCACCGAAGGGUCAAGAUUUUCAGGACCCCAUACCAGCUGAGUGGGAAUCUUGGCUUAGAAUGCGAAGAGUAGAACCACCAACAGCCGAAGAGAUUGAGAAAAAUCUCGCCAUUGCAGAGAUGAAAAAGAUAAAUGCAGCCAAGUUGGAACAACAAAGGUUGGCUGAAGGCGGCGCCCUACCUGCUACGAUGGAGAAGGGCCCGGAAUCUUUUCCAAAAUACAGAGAAUAUCAAGCAGGCGAUCCAGAUAAUAAAUAUAAUAGAAAUAGUUAAGGAUUUAUUUAUUUAUUUUAUUAGUUCAAUGUCAUUAGUUGGUAGUACUUAGUACUUACUAAACCUGCCUGUGAUUUAACGUUAUUUGUUAGAAAGCAAUAAAAUGUUUUAAAAUAUCAAA